UACGCAGACGCAGACACAAGUUGGUCAUACGCAGACGCAGACACAGGUUGGUCAUACGCAGACACAUGUUGGUCAUACGCAGACGCAGACACAGGUUGGUCAUACGCAGACACAGGUUGGUCAUACGCAGACGCACGCAGACACAAGUUGGUCAUACGCAGACGCAGACACAGGUUGGUCAUACGCAGACACAUGUUGGUCAUACGCAGACGCAGACACAGGUUGGUCAUACGCAGACACAGGUUGGUCAUACGCAGACGCAGACACAGGUUGGUCAUACGCAGACAAAGGUUGGUCAUACGCAGACACAGGUUGGUCAUACGCAGACACAGGUUGGUCAUACGCAGACGCAGACACAGGUUGGUCAUACGCAGACACAGGUUGGUCAUACGCAGACGCAGGUUGGUCAUACGCAGACGCAGACACAAGUUGGUCAUACGCAGACGCAGGUUGGUCAUACGCAGACGCAGACACAGGUUGGUCAUACGCAGACACAGACACACGUUGCUCAGACACAGACACAGGUUGGUCAUACGCAGACACAGGUUGGUCAUACGCAGACACAGGUUGGUCAUACGCAGACGCAGACACAGGUUGGUCAUACGCAGACACAGACACAGGUUGGUCAUACGCAGACACAGGUUGGUCAUACGCAGACGCAGACACAGGUUGGUCAUACGCAGACACAGACACAGGUUGGUCAUACGCAGACACAGGUUGGUCAUACGCAGACACAUGUUGGUCAUACGCAGUCGCAGACACAGGUUGGUCAUACGCAGACGCAGACACAGGUUGGUCAUACGCAGACAAAGGUUGGUCAUACGCAGACGCAGACACAGGUUGGUCAUACGCAGACAAAGGUUGGUCAUACGCAGACAAAGGUUGGUCAUACGCAGACACAGGUUGGUCAUACGCAGACACAGGUUGGUCAUACGCAGACGCACGCAGACACAGGUUGGUCAUACGCAGACACAUGUUGGUCAUACGCAGACACAGGUUGGUCAUACGCAGACGCAGACACAGGUUGGUCAUACGCAGACACAGGUCAUGCGUUGCUCCAAGCCUUCAGAAUAAAAACAAAAUUGCACGCCUAGAGCGCCAAAUUGGCCAGGGCCGGCUCUGCGCAGACACAGGCGAUCUGAGACUGACUCCGUUUUCC
Messenger RNA from Betta splendens (Siamese fighting fish), 1159 nucleotides. RefSeq lists its product as uncharacterized. NCBI's taxonomy places the organism in Eukaryota, Metazoa, Chordata, Actinopteri, Anabantiformes, Osphronemidae. Bases 193 to 1074 code for a protein of 293 amino acids. The record is from RefSeq and is a predicted model, not a curated record. The transcript has 2 exons.